Molecule: messenger RNA, 3253 nt
Organism: Sciurus carolinensis (gray squirrel)
Lineage: Eukaryota; Metazoa; Chordata; Mammalia; Rodentia; Sciuridae
Product: leukocyte immunoglobulin-like receptor subfamily A member 6
Biological process (GO): cytokine-mediated signaling pathway
Molecular function (GO): inhibitory MHC class I receptor activity
Source: RefSeq, a predicted model, not a curated record
UCCUGCCAGACUCUGUGACCUCCUCCAUCUGCACAGCCAGGACCUGGGGAGAGGACACCAUGACCCCCACCUUCACGGCCCUGCUCUGCCUUGGGCUGAGUCUGGGCCCCGGGACCCGAGGGCAGCAAGGGACCCUCCCCAAGCCCACCCUGUGGGCUGAGCCAGGCUCUGUGAUCACCUGGGGGAGGCCAGUGACCCUCUGGUGUGAGGGGACCCUGGAGGCCCAGGAGUACCGUCUGGAGAAAGAUGGAAGCUCAGUGCCCUGGGACACAAAGAUCCCACAGAAGACCAGGAACAAGGCCAAGUUCCCCAUCCCAACCAUGACACAGCACCAUGCAGGGCGAUAUCAAUGCCACUAUCACAGCCCUGCUGGCUGGUCAGAGCACAGUGACACCCUGGAGCUGGUGUUGGUGACAGGAUCCUACAGCAAACCCAGGCUCUCAGCCCUGCCCAGCCCUGUGGUGACCUCAGGAGGGAACGUGACCCUCCAGUGUGGCUCACGGCAGGGAUAUGGCAGGUUUGUUCUCACUAAGGAAGGAGGACACAAGCUCACCUGGACCCUGGACUCACAGCAAGACCCCAGUGGGCAGUUCCAGGCCCAGUUCCCUGUGGGCCCCGUGAUACCCAGCCACAGGUGGACAUUCACAUGCUAUGGCAGUUACAGGACAACCCCCCAGGUGUGGUCAGAACCCAGUGACCCCCUGGAGCUCCUGCUCUCAGGGCUGUCCAGGAAGCCCCCCCUCCUGACCCAGCACAGCCCAGUCCUGGACCCUGGAGAGAACCUGGCCCUCCAGUGUCACUCAGACAGUGACUAUGACAGAUUUGCUCUGUCCAAGGAGGGGGGACAGGACCUCCCACAGCUCCCUGGCCAGCAGCUCCAGGCUGGGCUGUCUCAGGCCACCUUCCUUCUGGGCCCUGUGAGAGGCUCCCAUGGGGGUCGGUACAGAUGCUACGGUGGACACAGGCUCUCCUCUGAGUGGUGCCCCAGUGACACCCUGGACAUCCUGGUCACAGGACAGCUCCCUGCCACACCCUCCCUCUCAGUGCAGCCGGGUCCCACAGUGUCCUCAGGAGAGAACGUGACCCUGCUGUGUCAAUCAAGGAUCCAGUGGGACACCUUCCUUCUGGUCAAGGAGGGGGCAGCUGAUCCCCCCCUGCGUCUGAGACCAGAGUCCAGAGCUCCAGGGUUCCAGGCAGAAUUCUCCAUGAGAGCUGUGACCUCAGCCCUGGCGGGGACCUACAGGUGCUAUGGGUCUCAAAGCUCAUCCCCCUACCUGCUGUCAUGGCCCAGUGCCCCCGUGGUCCUGGUGGUCUCAGGAGGCCCUGAGGAGCAGCCCCUCACCCCCACGGACCCAGGACCCCAGAGUGGACUGGGAAGGCUGCUGCAGGUUCUGGUCGGGGUCUCAGUGGCCUUCCUCCUGCUGCUCCUCCUGCUCCUCCUCCUCCUCCUCCUCCGGCAUCAGAGCAGACGCAGGAAGGCGGAGGCUGAAGAGGCGGAGCUCAAGGCCAGAGACCUGCAGGAGAGCUCCAACGUGGUUGCUGAAGUCCAGGAGGAGAACCUGUAUGCUGCUGUGAAGGACACACAGUCUGAGGACAGACAGCUGGACAGGCAGGCUGCUGCCCCUGAAGCCCCCGAGGACGUGACCUACGCCCAGCUGUGCAGCUCAUCCCUCCAGCAGACCUCUGCUGCCUCUCACUGGCAGUCAGGACAGACCCCAGAUGAAACCAGCGUGUACGCAACCCUGGCUGUCCACUGAUAGAGGCCAGGACCCCAGGAAGCAUGGGAGCCACACCACAGGGACUCAGCUAUGGACCCUGGCCAGGCUGAGGACCUGAAUGGACCAGGAGCCUCUGAGAUGUAUAGAAACUGCUUCAGGAAGCUAUAGCUGCCCUAGGAUACCUCCAAGUGACCCGGUUAACCUCUAUAUCCGCCGCCAUCAACAAGACCAUCCAAGUGGAAAACCAUCUAGCCUGAGCAGUUGCACUGUGGGCAACUUUGUGCAGGAUUCACAGUGGACUGACCAAGGGACCACAGCUGGGCCCAAGUCUCCAAAGGAGUGGACUACAGCAGCCAAGUGCUGCAGGCUUUGACCAACCUUCCCCUCCUGACAGCUUCUCAGCAAGGAAAAGGGAAGCCUGUCUCCUGACCAUGAGUGGAGAAACCCUGGGCAGUUCCUCAAUGCCUCUGCCUGGAGACUAGCCACUUCCUACUCAUUAAACCCACAUCUUAUGACAGACCUGGGACCACCCCUUCCAAACACCACUCUGCAGCAAGCUUUCCAUGAGUCAGAUGAAGACUCUCAAGGGUUUAGCUCUCAGGCCAGGCUGAGGGUGGGUCAGGCCCUGACCUGCACUUGCUAUUUUGGAAAUGUCUCUUUCCUGUCCCCGUUCACACAUGCCUAGCUUUACUCAGCAAGACGCUGUCUUCCCCAGCACUAUUAUAUGAUUAUUGGCACGCGUUGUUAGCUACCCUGUACCUCACCCUCAGCUGGCCGAGGCCCACGUCUGGGAGGUGUUCACAAGCUGGCCCAACAGGAUCAGCCAGGACCUGGUGUCUUCCAGCCUGGCAAGAGCUGAGUGCACCAGCUUCAGAAAGCCUGGCCCAAGCUGAGCUUCUUUCCACCAUAGGAGGAUGAUCAGAGGGAGGGUGGGGAUGUCUUAAAUAAACACCAAUUCCAAAGGAUUCAUUCCGUUUUAUUAUGAGACUGGAAAACAACCCUCCAGCCCAGGAGGGGAGGGCUUAAUCCUCCUCCUCAUCAUCACCAGCCCCGGCCCCACCCUGGCCCUUCUUGGCAUUCUUCCUCUUCACGCGGCCUGGGCGGCCACCCCCAUAUGGAGACCGUAGGGAAAAGUCGAUGUGCUUCUGGGAGUCCAAGCGGACAAUGAAGGACGGGAUGUUCACCACCUGCUUGCGGACCCUGAAAGGAGAGAGCAGGUCGAGGGGCCUGGGGGAACUGGACCUCCAACCAAGACACCACCCCGUCUCCACCUGUGCCUUGCACCUGGAGAGCUGUACUGACUGGGAGCGGGCUGGGGUACUCCUGACCCGUUGGACCCCUGUGCUGGGUCAGUUUCAGGUCAUCAGGACACCUCGCCAGUGCUUUGGGUGAGUUUCUCCUCCACUUUACAGAGGGGGAGAGAAGUUGAGAAACCCACAAAAUCAUAAAGUGACGAAAGAGCAGGCAUGAGCCCAAAAUGAACUUUCAAAAAUGAAUUGUAGCCGGGCGUGGGGAUGCAUGCCUGUAAUCCCAGC